GAAAGAGGGAGAGAGCGAGAGAGAGAGAGACAGAGAGCGAGAGAGAGACAGAGAGCGAGAGAGAGAGAGACAGAGAGCGAGAGCGAGCGAGAGAGAGACAGAGAGCGAGAGAGAGAGAGACAGAGACAGAGAGAGGGAGAGAUGAGCAAACAGGAAUAUGUGAGUCCUGUGAAGAAUCUGCUUGCCGGUGGGAUCGGGGGAGUUUGCCUCAUCCUGGCCGGGCACCCCCUGGACACAGUGAAAGUCCGACUGCAGACCCAGGGAAAGCCCACCGUCAGCCGGACACCCAUCUACAGCGGGGCCUUCGACUGCAUCAGGAAGACCGUGGCCAAUGAGGGUCUCACUGGGUUGUACAAGGGAAUGGGGGCUCCCCUCCUCGCCAUCACCCCCGUCACCGCUGUCCUGUUUUUUGGCUACGGUGUUGGCAAGAAACUCCAACAGCAGCACCCCGAGGAACACCUCUCAAAGCAUCAGCUGUUUAUCGCGGGAAUGGUUUCUGGGGUGUUUAGCAGCAUCAUCCAGAGCCCGGUGGAGAGGAUCAAGUGUCUCUUACAGGUGCAGACAGGGAGAGGCGACAGAAAAUAUUCAGGACCCAGUGAUUGUGUGAAACAACUCUACAAAGAAUCUGGACUGGCUGGAAUCUACAAAGGCACUGGGCUCACCUUACUGAGGGAUAUCCCAGCCAAUGGAGUCUACUUCCUGAGCUAUGAGUGGUUGAAGGAGAUGUUGACCCCUGAGGGUGAAAGCGAUGCCAGGCUCAGCACUCCCAGAAUCCUCUUGGCCGGAGGAAUGGCGGGCACAUUUAAUUGGAUGGUGGCCAUACCGGCCGACGUGGUCAAGUCUCGGUACCAGACUGCUCCUGACACGAAGUAUCUGAGCGGUUUUCGGGAUGUUCUUCGUGAGUUAAUCCACGAGGAGGGUCUCGCCUCCCUCUACAAGGGAUUCACAGCCGUAAUGUUACGUGCAUUUCCCGCCAACGCGAACAUCGUGACCCUGCUGGGCCGAGCGUUCGGACAAGCGGGCUUCGCCUGCUGA
Stegostoma tigrinum is the source of this 1035-nucleotide messenger RNA. Its product is annotated as mitochondrial carnitine/acylcarnitine carrier protein-like. Gene Ontology annotation, biological process: carnitine transmembrane transport; mitochondrial transport. NCBI's taxonomy places the organism in Eukaryota, Metazoa, Chordata, Chondrichthyes, Orectolobiformes, Stegostomatidae. The coding region runs from base 142 to 1035 and encodes 297 amino acids. The record is from RefSeq and is a predicted model, not a curated record. The transcript has 9 exons. Gene Ontology annotation, cellular component: mitochondrial envelope. Gene Ontology annotation, molecular function: O-acyl-L-carnitine transmembrane transporter activity.